Messenger RNA from Pundamilia nyererei, 2998 nucleotides. It is a transcript of the gene simc1, whose product is annotated as SUMO interacting motifs containing 1. Gene Ontology annotation, molecular function: SUMO polymer binding. NCBI's taxonomy places the organism in Eukaryota, Metazoa, Chordata, Actinopteri, Cichliformes, Cichlidae. The transcript has 10 exons. The record is from RefSeq and is a predicted model, not a curated record. The coding region runs from base 386 to 2971 and encodes 861 amino acids.
AAAAGCUAUGGGGAGAAAAAACAGGAAGCGUUCAUAAACUUCAUAUGUUGCAUUGCAAUUAUCAAUACAUUUUAAGCGUUUGGAUUUCAAUUUUGGCGUCUAGCUUCUAUGUAGUUAAUUCACAGCAACCCAGGAAUUGUAGCGAUACACCCACGUUUUAACCCACCUGCCGAACACGACGCAUGUAAUCUACGAUCUCAACAAGGAAAUGCCGAAGGUUGCACGCCUCAUUGGAAGCAUUAUUUUGUGUUUUCUACAAAACAUGAUCGGAAUUAGACAUCUACGGCGGAAGCUCAUGGCUGUUUAGGACUGCCCUGGCCGUCACGGGUCUGCUUUAGGUGAUGCUUUUGUGCAUUGGCUGCUGAAUUUGAAUGACUGAAGAGAAAUGGAUGAUGUGAUCAGUCUCAGCUCAGACGACUCCGACGUGGAGAUCGUCGGGUCCUACUGUACAUUCACUGCCAAGCCUGACCCGAUGCCUCUCUCCGCUGUGCGGGUUGAAGUCGAUGCCGUGAAGCUCGCCCUCCCACCGAAUUAUAUUGACCUCACAGAUCCAAGAUGGACUCUUCCAGAGCUACGGAGAAGGCAAAAUGGCACUGGCACAGCAUUAGUAGACUUGACUGAAAAUGAAACAGAGCAGGAGACAGAGAAUUUACCACCAGAUGACUGUCAAUCAAAAAACACAAACACAAAUACAAAUUUAAAUCACAUCUCACAAAGUCAAGAUUUUAAUAACCAAAAAACGCCUUUGACGGACUCCGUUGUUUGUGCUCCACAGCAGGACUGUGGUGACCCAAAACCAAAGCAGAGACGUCUAAAUCCUCAAAUACCUGAAACACAAGAUCCAAAAAAAGACAAUAAAGCAGCCCCCUGUCCUAACACACCAGCUGUAAAGUUGAAACGAUUGCCUUUUCUAGAAACACAUGUUGCAGAACUGAAAACCUCAAAGUGUUCUGUCUAUGUGACCAAAGAUUGUACUCAAAUGUCUCUGAACAGUCAUGGUGAAGCACCUUGUUGCAAUAGUAAUUUAAGUACAACUACGACUCCAAACGUUUCUAACGUUGGGCCUUUGUUUGAUGUGUCUCCUCCUAAGGAUGGACAAGAAAACAACAGUGAGGAAUGUACAAACACACAGGUACAAGAUGAUGAACCACAGCACCUACAUAGCCCUGCAGAUUCUCCUCGCUCAGUGGGAGAAAACUCUGUUGCAAGUUCAAAAGAGCAUAGCAUACACGAUGGUCCGAGCGAUGGAGUUAGUUCAGCUCUACCUAUUACAUCCAUAGAUUUGGCAUCUUCAUCACAGGACAUACACGAUGGUCCGAGCGAUGGAGUUAGUUCAGCUCUACCUAUUACAUCCAUAGAUUUGGCAUCGUCAUCACAGGACGAAGCUCAAAUGGAAUCCCCCUGUUCUGACCUGAAUCAGCCAAAAUUAGACGAACCAGAAAAAUCUAGACAACCCUGCAGCUCUGGUAACUCAUCCCCCUUCUCUCCUACUACUGCAUCAAACUCUUCUGAGCCUUUUGAGCCUGACCCUCCCUCCAAUACAAGUCCUAUAUCUCAUAGUCGAAAGAGCCCUGCUGAGUCAUCUCCUAGAUCUGAAUCAGCUGAAGAUACGCCUGAAUGGCAGUUGGAGACUGAGACGUACAAGGGAGAUCUUGGACUUUACAGUCCAGGGUCUUUCCCAUGGGAAGAUGAAAGUGAUGGAGAAGACAUGAAUGAAGAGACCAUGGACUGCAGGGCGGUCAGUAGAGAGGAUAGACAUUUUGUGUGCCCAUCUACACUCAGGAAAUUACUAGCUGGAACAUCUCAAAAAGCAAUGUUUGAAGAGGAUGAUGAAGAUUUUGUAACUCCCGAGGUGCUAUGUCGCCAGAGUCUGAGUCUGGUUUACAGUACGAUUGAUGAGAACUAUCCAGAAGGUACUUUGCAGCUUUUGUCUGACCUACUACAGCCUGGUUACUAUCCCCCCAGAGAUAUCACCUCACACCUACUCCACGGCAUUCUGCUCGACCUACAGUCUCCUCAUCACCUCUGCGUGCAGGCUUUUAAGCUCCUGAUGAGGUCACAAAGGCACCACAUGGUUGAUAAAAACACAGUUCCGUGGGAUUGGGAGUUACUGACCUCAGUCAUGACCGAUGAGGAGCACACACAAAGGCAUCGGUGUGAUGUGGUGCGCAUGUUCCUGGAGUACAUUGUGCAGACUUUGGAGGACGACUUUCGGGCCAAAUGCUCUACAUCCUCCUUGCACCAUUCGAUAGCAAAGGCAACAUUGUCGUGUGAUCAGCAGUUUCCCCGGGUUAGGGAGGUCAUCAAAUGGCUGUUUUCUGCCAUUAUGAAAUCAACAGAGCAUGGAAAGGGUAGAGAAACGACCCAAGAAAGAGAAUAUAUGAGAAUGGUGUCUUGCUUGCAAAGGAUGCUUUCUCUGGCUCUGGAGGUGGAUUGUUCUCCUGCUCUAACCUCUGCCAAGCUGUCCCAAGAGCUCUUCCAUAUGCUCAUCAGUAACGUGCCCCUACGAGCUCACAGGAUGUUGUUGUUGGAGAGCCUACAGAGUAAGCUGCUGAGAUGUAAGCUGUUGGAACAUCUGCUGGACUAUGCAUGCCCAGUGAAAAUCUCACUGCCCAUGUCGCUCAGUCUGCUGCUUCACUUUCUAAAACACUGCACUGUAGCACCAGACCCUAUGGAUGGCACUGAAAAGUGGCUCAAGUGGGAGGAGUUGGUGCAUCUCCUCUGGAUGUUGCUGCUCAGCUAUAACAAAGCAAUGAAAGGCUAUCUCUGCAACUCAUUAACAGAGCCCAGAGGCAGAGUUGGUAUGUCAGUCUAUAAGCCUGAUGACAGGGUAUCACGACCUGCCGUUCAGGAAGCCGUUGAAGCCUUUCUGUCCAGAUCUCAGGCUGACCUCGACCAAGCUUUACCUCUCCAUGUGGAAGAGUCCUUAACUUAUCUACAGGAUCAUCUCCUAGAUGUCUGUCAGUGUUAAAUAAAAGAGUCUGUGUUUCACGUUUCA